Branchiostoma belcheri (Belcher's lancelet) is the source of this 2616-nucleotide messenger RNA. RefSeq lists its product as uncharacterized. NCBI's taxonomy places the organism in Eukaryota, Metazoa, Chordata, Leptocardii, Amphioxiformes, Branchiostomatidae. The coding region runs from base 1 to 2616 and encodes 871 amino acids. The record is from RefSeq and is a predicted model, not a curated record. The transcript is spliced from 10 exons. Gene Ontology annotation, molecular function: protein binding; G protein-coupled receptor activity. Gene Ontology annotation, biological process: G protein-coupled receptor signaling pathway; cell surface receptor signaling pathway. Gene Ontology annotation, cellular component: membrane.
AUGUGCAAAGCUCCUAAGAAGUGGCGUGAAGAUUUGCGUUGCGGACGAGGCUACAAGGCUGAAGACCAAACCCCGGCCGCCGAAUGCGACCCUGGCAGUAAUUUCCCAUGCUGCUCCUCGGACAACUGGUGCGGCAACACUGCGGCCCAUUGUGACUGUCUGGCGUGUGUCGACUACAGGAAAACUGGGAUUUGUGCCAAUGGAACCAUCCUUGACCUGGCCCAAGUAUGUGACGGUAGAGACGACUGUGGAGGCAAUACGGACGAACUACGCUGCUGUGAGAGAAAAGGCGAGAUAGGCUGCAGCAAUGGACGAUCCCUUUCUGCCUGUGACAAUGGUGCCCUGUUCCACCCGUUUGCUCGAUGUGACGGCAGAGAUGACUGUGGAGACAACAGUGAUGAGAAGAACUGUGACUGUUACUACCUACACGACAAAGGGGCAAGCUACAGGGGCCGUGGAAACCAACAACACUUCUGUCAGUACUGGACAUCUCAGUACCCCCACGCCCAUAACCACACUCCCGAGGCCUACCCGUCAGCAGGGCUGGAGCGGAACUACUGUAGGAACCCGGACGGGAAGGACAGACCGUGGUGCUACACCAACAACGCAACAAUCAUGGCAGGAGACCGGCUGUGUCAGAGAUGGGACUCACAGUUCCCCCACAGCCAUCCCCACACACCGCAGGCUCAUCCUGAUGCGGGGCUGGAGGAAAACUUCUGCCGUAACCCUGACAACAAGGACCGGCCCUGGUGCUACACCAGGAACGGGACGGAGACGUGGGGCUACUGCGACGUGACGGAAUGUCCUGACCCCACGUCGUCGGACUAUGUUCCCAGAAAGUGUAACAGCUCCUGUAAAGGAGAGUGCGGACAGAGUUACAAACAAUUUUACUCGUGUCAGUGUGACCAGGACUGCAGCUUUUUCAGCGACUGUUGUAGCGACAUUGGAGAGGUAUGCAACUUCAACACAACAGCUCAAAAACCAUCUGAUCGUGACCAUGAAAAGUGGAAGUGCCUGUCGGGAUAUGACAAGGGAAGAUCUUAUUGGCUGGUGGCUGGCUGCCCUGACGACUGGAUGGACGACGUCACAAGAGAUCAGUGUUUAAAGCAAGCUGAUCCCAACAACCCGGGUGACCUGGUCUACCGGAUGCCCGUGCAAGAUAGCUCAACAAACUCUUUAUACGACCCAUUUGUAGACUCGUGUCGAUCUCUCUCGUCCCUAAGUCACGGCUCUUUGAACAAAACUUCCCAUCUCCAAAACUGCAGCAGACCCAUUCUGAAUUUCACAUCCGAAGAGUUCGAAAUCCUUCCCAAUGGCAGUGUCCGCCUGUUGAGUUCUAACGUGUCGUGCCCAGCUGAGCAGGUGGCCAUUCUGAACACAGAAGCGUCAGUCUGUGGGGACUGCCUACUGGAGUAUUUUUCCAACGACACGCUCCAAACCUCGGACCCUGUCCAGCACUGGUUAACCCUGGGUCUUGUGAUAGUGUCUGACGUUGCCGUGUCUGGUUUUGUGGCUCACACUUACAGGUCAGGCCAGUGGAAAAAACUCCCGGAAAAGCUGAAGGUACAGAUGAUGACAUGCAUGGCAGUUGCCGUAACCCAGUUUGUGGGACGUGUGUUCCUCUCUCCCGGACCAGGCUGUACAGUUUAUGCAAUACUUCUGCACUACUUUAUUCUGACGGCCUUUACAUCCAUGAACGUGCUAGCUGUAGAUCUCUUCCUUACAUUUCGUGAGGAUUCCGAAAGAGCCGAACUGUACAAGUACAUCUUGUACACCUGGCUGGUGCCGGUGCCUAUAGUCCUUGUCACAGUGAUUGUGGAAUUCGGCAGUUCUGUCAGGGUGGGUUAUGGAGAGCAGUGUUGGAUCGGCAAUCCAACAGCCAGUCUGGUGGCAUUUGGUGUUCCUGUCCUCUGCGCCCUUAUGGUCAAUUUUGUCUUCACCACUCUUGUGUUGUUGGCCAUACGGAAGUCAUUUCAGAUAGCCAGCACUGCUUUGCCACGCUCGGAGAUCAGCAAGAUCUGGGUCUACACGCGUAUCUCGUUUCUGGCGGGGUUCACCUGGAUUUUGGGAUUCAUUGUUCCUUUCGUCAAGAUCGCAGUUCUCGACUACAUCUUUAUUGUGCUGAAUGCUUCUCAAGGCCUGCUGCUGACCCUGCUGCUGACAAUGACGGGGAAGGUGUUGGAGGAAUGGAAGUAUGCGAUCAUGGUGCGCCUGGGUCUGAUCGAAGCUAACCAGGACGAUGGAGGAACCACCACUACCAGCAACCGGCGGACCAGGAGAACUGAGGUGACAACAGCAGGUGGAACCGGCACUGCUAUAGAGAUGACAAUUAUGGCCGAUGUAGAGGAGAACAGGACACGCCAUCGUGUGGGCAAGCCUCGUCAGGACAAGGGGCGGAACGCAACUGCCAGCAACCAGCCUACCACCGCAGGGGAAACUGAGGCAGAUGAAACUGGCACUGCAGGCAACUUGCAGACCCUCGCAGGUGGAGUUGGGGCUACAACAAGCGGCACUGACGUUGGUACUGAGAUACCCAUUAAAACCUUCGUCGAUGCUGAAGGAAAUCAAGCUGAAGACAGGCGUUCGACCUGCGCUGAAGAUGAGACCAGUUUCUGA